UUAUAUUAUUAUUAUACAACAAAAAACAAUUAAAAAAAAAAAAAACAACCGGCGAAUCCAACUACAAAUCUCGCCGGUGAUCUCCGACGACCAACAAUUCCGAUCUCCAACAUACAAAUUACAAAACAUCAAUUUCCACAUCUUAUUAUCAUAAUUUUUUAACUACAAUUUCAAUUUCCAAAUGCCACCACAGCUUUUAUAAAACAUAUAUAUAUAUAAUUAAAAUAAUAUAAAAUGCAAUCACAAAUUUCCGGCAAGACACGUCAGCUUCUUCUUCUUAGAAGAAGAACAGCAGCAGCAGCAGCUUUUAAUAAUUAUAAUAAUAAUAAUAUUUUUUCUCAUUCAUUUCUUUUAAGAAAUUUUGCAGAUGAUGAUGAAAAUGUACACAAUUGUCAUUCCGUUAGACAUUUCUGGAGUAAACCUAACUGUUUUUACAGACAUCCGUUUAUUUCGGAUUUCGGUCGUUGUCAUUUCUUGAAUAAUAAUUAUAAAUAUGGUUAUAUGCCUAAUGGGUACGCUUCAUUAACAACAUCCAGCGGCGGUGAUGCAAAGGAUUCAAAGCAUACAAAGAAAAGUGAAGAAACGAAUCUUGUUACAAAAGGAGAGGAAAUCAAUAAUGCUAAAAUUCUUACUACACUUGCGAAGUACUUGUGGAUGAAAGAUAACACGGAGUUCAGACUUAGAGUGCUCACUGCUAUGGGAUUCUUGGUUGGAGCCAAAGUAAUGAAUGUUCAAGUUCCCUUCUUGUUCAAGCUAGCCGUUGAUUGGUUGACAACAGCAACAGGAAAUCCAAGUUCACUUUCAGAGUUUGCAGCUGCGCAUUCAACAGCUCUGGCCGUUUUUGUGAGUCCAGCAGCUGUAUUGAUUGGUUAUGGGAUAGCACGAACAGGGGCUUCUGCUUUCAACGAGUUGCGAACUGCAGUGUUUUCUAAGGUUGCAUUGCGGACUAUUAGAUUGGUGUCAAGAAAGGUGUUUACACAUUUACACCAGCUUGAUCUGCGGUAUCAUCUUAGCCGAGAAACAGGUGCUCUAAAUCGCAUCAUUGAUCGUGGUAGCCGAGCUAUUAACUUUAUCCUCUCAGCCAUGGUAUUUAAUGUUGUACCAACUAUAUUAGAGAUUUCUUUGGUAUCUGGUAUACUUGCGUACAAUUUUGGAGCACCGUUUGCAUGGAUUACUUCUUUAUCAGUUGCUGCAUACGUUACCUUUACAUUGGCCGUGACACAAUGGAGGACUAAAUUCCGGAUGGAUAUGAACAAAGCGGAUAAUGAUGCGAGUACACGAGCAAUUGAUUCACUUAUUAAUUAUGAGACUGUAAAGUAUUUCAACAAUGAGCAAUUUGAAGCUGAGGAGUAUGAUAAAUAUCUAAAACGGUAUGAAGAUGCUGCCUUGAAGACACAACGCAGUCUUGCUUUUUUAAACUUUGGGCAAACUCUGAUUUUCAGUACAGCUCUCUCAGCAGCAAUGGUACUGAGUUCAGAUGGUAUUAUGAAUGGUGUGGCGACUGUCGGUGAUUUGGUUAUGGUAAAUGGGCUUCUCUUCCAGCUGUCUCUUCCACUCAACUUCCUUGGCAGUGUUUAUCGCGAAACUGUGCAGAGUCUUAUUGACAUGAAAUCCAUGUUUCAGCUGCUUGAGGAGAAAGCAGAAAUCAGAGAUGAAGAAGAUGCAAAGCCUCUGGAGUUGAGUGGGGGUAGCGUUGAGUUUGAAAAUGUUUAUUUCAGUUAUCUGACAGAAAGAAAGAUUCUUGAUGGGAUAUCUUUUGUUGUGCCAGCUGGGAAAAGUGUGGCUAUUGUUGGAACUAGUGGCAGUGGGAAAUCAACAAUCCUUAGGAUGAUCUUUAGGUUCUUCGACCCGCAAUCUGGCACGGUGAGUAUAGAUGGUCAGGAUAUACGAGAGGUGACACUAGAAAGCCUUAGGAAGCAUAUUGGUGUUGUUCCACAAGAUACAGUAUUAUUCAACAAUACAAUAUUCCACAACAUUCAAUAUGGUUCUCUAUCAUCUACCCCUGAGGAGGUAUAUGAUGCUGCCCGAAAAGCAGCAAUUCACGACACCAUAAUGAAAUUUCCUGAAAAAUAUUCCACGCUUGUAGGGGAGCGUGGUCUUAAGCUUAGUGGUGGUGAAAAGCAACGAGUAUCAUUAGCUCGUGCGUUCUUGAAAGCGCCUCCCAUUUUGUUGUGUGAUGAAGCGACAAGUGCUCUAGAUAGCACAACAGAAGCAGAGAUACUAAGUGCACUAAGGUCACUCGCCAAUAACAGAACAUCCAUCUUUAUCGCUCAUAGACUUACAACUGCAAUGCAGUGUGAUGAGAUUAUAGUUCUGGAAGGUGGCAGGGUCGUAGAACAAGGUCCUCAUGAAGUUCUCUUGGCUAAUGCUGGUCGAUAUGCACAACUCUGGUCUCAGCAAAAUAGUACCAUUGAUUGACUUAACGGCAUCAUCAAAAGAUUUGAAAGACGUACGGCUAACCUAUCAAAACUAGAUGGUUUUGCAUUCUUUCAUAUUAUAGUCAUUGAUCGUGCUACCAAAAUAAGGUAAGGGUGGCUUUGAAAGAGUCAUCAGCCGAGUCACUUUCCUGUUGUGUUAUAGCCAACGCGUGUGCGGUGUGUGUACCAAAAUAAGGUUCUAGGGAAUAAAGACAAGUUGUAACUUGUUUAGGUCAUUGUAUUUUAUGAUCUUGAUAUUGUUUGCAUAUAAAACCUCACAAACAUCAUAUAUUGAAAUGCAGCCAUUGCAGACAGAA
Molecule: messenger RNA, 2734 nt
Organism: Erigeron canadensis
Lineage: Eukaryota; Viridiplantae; Streptophyta; Magnoliopsida; Asterales; Asteraceae
Product: ABC transporter B family member 25, mitochondrial-like
Exons: 20
Coding region: 235-2418 (727 amino acids)
Biological process (GO): transmembrane transport; intracellular iron ion homeostasis
Cellular component (GO): mitochondrial inner membrane
Molecular function (GO): ATP binding; ABC-type transporter activity; ATP hydrolysis activity
Source: RefSeq, a predicted model, not a curated record